Symbiodinium sp. CCMP2592 is the source of this 1686-nucleotide messenger RNA. NCBI's taxonomy places the organism in Eukaryota, Dinophyceae, Suessiales, Symbiodiniaceae. The record is from the annotation of a GenBank genome assembly.
AUGUUGCCUUCGAAAAAGCACCAAACAGAUUUGAAGGAGGUGGAAGCUUCAAAAAGGUUAAGAACACGCAUCGGCAAUUUGAUGCUGAGCAAUACCAUUUCUGGUAUCGAAGCUAGCCGCCUCUUUCGAGAUGCGGACUUAGCCAAUGCAGAAAAUGUGAAGGAUUUGGCUGCAUGUGGCACCGGCCGAGCGGAUGACAUCCCUAAGAAAAGGGAUUUGGUGCGCCGCCUUGGCAUUAGCCGGCAUUGGCCGGAUCCGUAUUGGUGCAAGCUGCCGCUUUGGUGCAUGGCUCGGCAAGUGGCAACCGAGGAGUGGGUGCCACUGUGGCUUCCCCAUGAGCUGCUGCAUGCACUGGAUUCCAAGGCUGCCGGCUUAAACACCAUGAGGGAUUUAAGCUGCAUGGAGCCGGGCGAGGUGGCUCUGCUCCGCCAGUGCUGUGAGAAGGCUGGUUUGGAAGAGGGCUCUGCAGUGGCCCUGGGGAUUUGGGGCGAUGGGGUUCCGAUCACUCGUGAUCGUACCCAAUCGGCGGAAGUCUUAUCCCUCAACAUUCUCAGCCACUCUCAGCGAGGUGCAUUGCGAUUUCCCUUAGCCUUGAUGCAAAAGCAUUUGAUGUUGAAGGAGUUCACAUGGGAUGCUGUCUUGUCGAUCAUGGCCUGGUCCUUCGCUUUUCUCGCAGCAGGCAUUUCGCCAUCGAGUCGCCACGAUGGGAUGGCAUGGUUGCCUAGCGACAAAGCAAGGAGGGCACGAAGCGGAUUGCAACUACCCAGGGCAUUCCUGAUUCAAGUCCGAGGCGACUGGGCCUUCUACAAGCAGACGUUGUACAUGCCGGCCUGGAACAGGAAAGAUGGCUGCUGCUGGUUGUGCAACAUCAAGCCCUCCGAGCUGCAUAUGGUGGCUCCUAACUCUCCCUGGAUGCACAAUCGCAAGUCGCACUGGGAUGCCGUGUGCGAGAUGCCCAGGAAGAGCCCUCUGCUUGGUUCUCCUUUUUUUUCGCUGGCAAUGUGCCAGCUCGAUUGGCUCCACAUAGUGGACAUCGGGGUGGCCCUCGAGUUUCAAGGAAGCUUAUUUCACUACGUGUGCUUGAAGAAACUGCGAGGCAACCUGCAAGUGGCAUGCCGUGAGCUGUUUUUCAUGAUCAAGGAAUAUUAUUCCGCCAACAGUGUCGGAAGCCAGUUGGGCGAACUGAAGCCCACUAUGCUCAAGGGUAAAGGAAAACCAUACCCAAAGCUUCGGGCGAAAGCGGCGGAGAGCCGAGCAUCGGUGCCGUUCAGCGAGAUCCUGGCCCAGGCCGUGCUAGUCCCCGAAGAGCCCUUCGACAACAUGCUCAUGAAAGCUGCCAGCUCCUUCGCUCGCUGCUACGAUCAGCUUUCCAAGGACUCCUUUCAGCCGGCCACUUUGGCACAGGAGGCCUUCGAAUUCGCUUCGAGAUACGUGGAUCUCAACAAGGAGGCGGAGAGACUAGGCAUGAAGCUUUUCAAAAUAAAGCCUAAGUUGCACAUGUUUUUGGAAUUGUCUUACUGCUGCACCUGCUCUCCUUCAGCGAACUGGUGCUACAGGGAUGAGGAUUUUGCUGGCAAGGUUGCAAUGGCAGCUUUUCGGCGAGGCGGUGCCAACACCGUGCGAGCACUGGCAGAGUCUUACUUCUUACGCUGGAAAUCCAUGUAUGCAGUUCCAGAAUUGUGCUGA